UUUCCAUUGGUCAUAAGAAAUGAAUUCAAUUCUUAAAGUUGUUUACAAAAUUAUUUCGUUUCCUUGUCUAGUUUGUUAAUUGUCGACGUUAAUUGUUUUUCCUUUACUGUCAUGGCUUCGUUUCUUAAUAAAGUUGCUUUAAUUACAGGAGCUUCUUCUGGUAUUGGUAAAGGUGUUGCCUUACAUUUAGCAUCUCUUGGUUGCUCCUUAUCACUUUCUGGUCGUAAUCGGGAUAAUCUCAAUGAUACCCGAUUAAAAUGUCUCGAAUCAAGUAAAGGAUUAGUGAAAGAAGAUCAAAUAAUUGUCGUUGAAGGAGAUCUGAUUGAUGAGGCAAAUCGUAUUAACCUUGUUAGUAAAACUCUUGCUCAUUUUGGUAAGAUUGAUAUUUUGGUAAAUAGUGCUGGUAUCAUUGCUAAAGGAAAUGUUGAUGUUACCCCACUUGAUGUUUGGGAUAAAAUUAUGGAUGUUAACGUUAAAUCAGUUUUCCAUUUGAUGCAAUUAACGAUUCCACAUUUAAAGAAAACAAAAGGAAACAUUGUCAAUGUCUCAAGUGUUAAUGGAUUAAGAGCUUUUGCUGGAGUUGCUGCUUAUUGUGUCAGUAAAUCAGCCGUUGAUCAAUUAACCAGAAAUGCUGCAUUAGAACUUGCUGCUGAUGGAGUUAGAGUCAAUGCUGUAAAUCCUGGUGUAAUAGUCACUGAUAUCCACAAAAGAGGUGGGAUGAAUGAUCAGGAAUAUGCUGCGUUUCUUGAAAAAUCCAAAACCACUCAUCCUCUUGGACGACCUGGAACCGUUGAUGAAGUCGCUCGUGCGAUCCGAUUCUUAGCCGAUAAUCAAGAUUCAUCAUUCAUCACCGGUGUAACUUUAUCAGUUGACGGUGGACGUAAUCUUGUUUGCCCACGAUAAUUAACUAAUUGUUAAACUCUGUUAACCAAUGUUACUUUGAUAUGAUCACGAUAAUUGCGAAUCAUUUGAUUUCAAUUUCCUUCCCUGUUGCUGUUAUCCAAUUGAUUGAAAUUAAGGUUAAUUACAUAACCUGAUGGUUAAUCUUUUGUUUAAUUUUGAUUCCUACAAUUUCCCAUGGUUUAUAUGAUCAAUAAAUUACCUGGAGAGAUGAAAACAAUUAA
Molecule: messenger RNA, 1124 nt
Organism: Panonychus citri (citrus red mite)
Lineage: Eukaryota; Metazoa; Arthropoda; Arachnida; Trombidiformes; Tetranychidae
Product: 3-oxoacyl-[acyl-carrier-protein] reductase FabG-like
Exons: 7
Coding region: 112-903 (263 amino acids)
Molecular function (GO): oxidoreductase activity
Source: RefSeq, a predicted model, not a curated record